This is a messenger RNA of Erpetoichthys calabaricus (reedfish), 2041 nucleotides long. It is a transcript of the gene slc75a1, whose product is annotated as major facilitator superfamily domain containing 10. NCBI's taxonomy places the organism in Eukaryota, Metazoa, Chordata, Cladistia, Polypteriformes, Polypteridae. The record is from RefSeq and is a predicted model, not a curated record. Bases 189 to 1580 code for a protein of 463 amino acids. Gene Ontology annotation, biological process: transmembrane transport. Gene Ontology annotation, cellular component: brush border membrane. The transcript has 14 exons. Gene Ontology annotation, molecular function: transmembrane transporter activity.
AGUGAAAUAUGAAACCUCUUCCUGGUCCAGCCGUGUAUGUCAUGAUGUUGAAGAAAUUAAAGAAGUAGCGUAAAGCCAAUUCAAGAUCGUUGAUGGCAAUCAGCAUCCAGUUCUAGCUUAAUCUCGGACGACUAUCCGGAGUGCCGCAGGUUUUUUUUUCCGGUAAAGAAAACCCAAGAGGAGGAAAGAUGAAAGGAGAUACCGCAAAACAUGACAAAAUGGGCAGAGAAGAAAGUAAAGGCCAAGCAGAUGAUGGCUCCUCUCGUGUUAUAACUGUGGUGUUCUUGGCGCUUCUCAUUGACUUACUUGGAUUCACGCUUAUUUUGCCACUGCUUCCCUCUAUAAUGGAUUAUUAUGGCAGAACUGAUGAUGGUAUAUAUAGGACACUACAAAACACAGUGGAUUGGUUCAGUGAAAAAGUUGGUGUUCCAGAAGAAAGGAAAUAUAACAGUGUUCUCUUCGGUGGCCUGAUUGGAUCCUUAUUCUCACUGCUGCAGUUCCUUUCCUCACCACUCACAGGCGCAGCUUCAGACUAUUUUGGACGAAGGCUUGUAAUAAUGGUUUUAACGAUAGGACUGAUGGCUUCCUAUGCACUCUGGGCAGUUUCCAGAAGCUUCAGUAUUUUCCUCCUUUCACGAGUGAUUGGUGGAAUCUGCAAAGGGAAUGUUAGUCUUUGUACAGCUAUCAUUGCAGAUUUGCCCUCUCCUAGCCAGCGAAGUAAAGGAAUGGCAAUGAUUGGUGUUGCCUUUUCACUUGGUUUUACUUUUGGACCAAUGAUUGGUGCCUACUUUGCCAUCAGAGCCACGCAAGGAGAAAUUUUCUAUGUGGGCCCAGCACUCUUGGCUGUCCUGUUUUCCACCGCUGACUUGGCAUUCAUCUUCCUCAUGCUUCCAGAGACACUGCCUGAAAAAAACAGGGUGGCUUCAGUAACUUCUGGUUUUCAGCAGUCUGUCGAUCUCCUAAGCCCGUUAUCCUUAUUUCAGUUCUCUGCUUUAACUGCAAAAAAGGAUGCUCAUCACAAAGAAAGUCUACAGAACCUUAAAAUCUUGGGACUUGUGUACUUCUUAUACUUGUUUCUGUUUUCUGGACUUGAAUAUACCCUCAGCUUCCUUACUCAUCAGCGCUUCCAGUUUAACAGCAUGCAGCAAGGAAAGAUGUUUUUCUUCAUUGGCAUAACAAUGGCUGUCAUCCAAGGAGGUUAUGCUAGAAGAAUUGAGCCUGGGAGAGAAAUAAAAACCAUCAAACGAGCAAUAAUCCUUUUGAUCCCUGCAUUUGUUUUAAUUGGCUUGGCGUGGAGUGUCACUAUGCUGUAUGUUGGCUUGCUCCUGUACUCCUUUGCUGCUGCUAUAGUUGUCCCCUGCUUAUCUACACUUGUGUCUGCUUAUGGAAAUGUCAGCCAGAAGGGCACAUUGAUGGGCAUCCUCCGAAGCUUGGGAGCACUUGCAAGAGUUUUUGGCCCAAUUAUAGCAUCCAGUGUGUACUGGCUGUUGGGCGCAGAGGUGUGCUUCCUCACCAGCUCCGUCUUAUUUGUUGUUCCUCUUUUACUACUGAGGCAUAUCAGACAGACAAAAAUGAAGUGAGGCUGCAAUGGUAUCAGCCAUCAAAGAAAGCGGUUAAAUGAGAAUUCACUGCCCUAACAUACAAACCAUGGCAGCAUGCAAGGGCAGCUCAUUGGGGUUUCUUUACGUGGACCUGUGGCACUCAUCUAUGUCUUGCUUUCCUGUGGUGGAAAACAACGCCUUCACAUCACACUUCAAUGAAUUCUAUGCCAGUGUGGUGCCAUCUGGAGUCACUUGACUACAAGCUCGUUUGGGGUGUAAAACUCGACUCUGAUGUGCUUUCAGAAUAUAGUGCCUUUUGUUGACAAAGAAACAUCAUAUAUCCAAUUUAAAUAUCUUCAAGUCUAGUUUAUCGUGCAGCUGUGCCAGGGAAGUACAAUGCUGAAACAAAAGACACUUUUUUAUUGUCUUUUUUUUAUUUUGUAUCACAUAUGACCAAAUGAAUUUUCCACUGUUGAAAAAUAAAGAUCACCUUUCACCAA